Molecule: messenger RNA, 794 nt
Organism: Branchiostoma floridae (Florida lancelet)
Lineage: Eukaryota; Metazoa; Chordata; Leptocardii; Amphioxiformes; Branchiostomatidae
Product: acetylcholine receptor subunit alpha-type acr-16-like
Exons: 7
Coding region: 48-794 (248 amino acids)
Biological process (GO): monoatomic ion transmembrane transport; synaptic transmission, cholinergic; nervous system process
Cellular component (GO): postsynaptic membrane; synapse; neuron projection
Molecular function (GO): acetylcholine-gated monoatomic cation-selective channel activity; acetylcholine receptor activity; acetylcholine binding
Source: RefSeq, a predicted model, not a curated record
GUUUGCAGACACAGUAUAGUGAGACAGUAGUUGCAGUAAGUGGUGACAUGGCGAACUGUACAGUAUAUCUACUCUGUCUGCUCUUUGGAGUCACAUAUGUGCAGGCUGACUCCUGGGAGACGCAGUUGCUGGCUAACCUGACAGCGGACCAUCAGCCGGAGGCGCGGCCGGUGCUGAACCACACUCACGCCGUCUCCGUCACUAUAGACGUCGCGCUGGCGCAGAUCAUAGCCGUGGAUUCAAGAAAUCAGCAGCUUCUUACCAGCUUAUGGAUUCGAAUGUACUGGACGGAUGAACUGAUGACAUGGAAUCCGGCUGAUUGGGGCGACACCACUGCGAUCAGGAUCGGUAGUGAGAAGAUAUGGCGUCCUGACAUACUGGUGUACAAUAGCCUGCUGCCGUAUGACAGUAAUUUCGAAGACUCGGAGGCCACGAUCUACUCGGACGGCAGUGUGGCCUGGCUGUUCCCACUGACCAUGCUGUCCACCUGCUCUAUCGACGUGACGUAUUUCCCGUACGACGAGCAGACGUGCAGUAUGCAGUUCGGCUCCUGGUCCUUUGACGGACUCAGAGUCGACAUAUAUAACAAAUCUGCCACCGGAGACAUCGGUAGCUACAAAAUCAACGAAGAAUGGGAACUGGUGACCUUUAAUGCCCGGCGUGACGUGUUCCUGUACUCCUGCUGCCCCGAGCCCUACCCCAGCGUGACGUUCAACGCCUUUCUCAGGAGGAGAUCUCUCUUCUACAACGUCAACGUCAUCGCGCCGUGUUUCCUCUUCGUAAUGGUCAGGUAA